GAAGUGUUAGGCGCUAUUUACGAAGUUUUGCGGUGUUGACCGUGACAAAAUCAGUCCAUGAUACUCAAUACUUCUUUUUAUCAUGUCCAUAAAGUCUCAAAACACGUUUUCUUCAGCUAUUCAACUGAAUACCAUAGAUGACUACAUUGCUCCCACACAGGCGUGCAUCAAACCAGUUAAGAUCGACAAGUCCAUUGGAAAAACCAAGUCUAUCAGGAUUGAAGAGGACGGUUCUUAUACUGCUGUAACUGAGGAUGGUAAUAAACACGUAUUACAAAAAGCAUCUAUCAGUCUUAAUGAUUGUUUAGCAUGCAGUGGCUGUAUCACUUCUGCAGAGACCAUUCUCAUAUCGGAACACAGCUCAUCUGUAUUGUUAGAAGUUUUGGCACAAAAUGAAACAAAAAGGAGUAUUAUAGUUUUCACAUUGUCUCCACAAAGCAUUACUAAUUUAAUGGCUUAUAUAUCAAACUCGCCGGAAAGUAAAUUGGCCAAAUGUUUCAGCUGUUCCGAAUUCACUUCACCCAAACCGAAUGCAAAUGCUUUCAGAACCUUCAUCACAUCAUGUCUUCUUGCUAUGGGAGUGCAUCUCGUCAUAGAUGUUACCUGGGCUCGCGAUUUAUGUCUGUACGAAGCUGGAUUGGAAUUCAUAGCUCAUUCUGCAGGCGAUCAAUAUGAACGUACCGAAGCUAUGCCACUGUUUUCCAGUAUUUGUCCAGGCUGGAUAUGUUAUGCUGAGAAAAGCCCCAGUAGCUCAGUCAGUUCUACUGAGUCCACUCACAAUGAAUUUUCAAUCCUCCCACACAUAUCUAAAAUACGUUCUCCUCAACAAAUAGCGGGCAGGAUUAUUAAACUUAUUGGUGAGGAAAGGUGUUUUCAUGUUAGUAUUAUGCCAUGCUUUGACAAGAAGUUAGAAGCUUCUAGAGAAGAAUUCUCAGUACAGUCAAGUGUUGCUGACUGUCGUGUCCCAGAUGUUGAUCUAGUUUUAGCUACCAAUGAAUUACUUUACUUACUGGAGUCAUUUUGUCAUGAAUCUGAUGGUUCUCUUGUCUUUUCUCCACCUACAUACGCCGCUGAACUUGGGGAAAAUAACCGUUUAAUAUUAUCAAGGUUAUGUGAAGUAUUCCAUGGGCAGUGGAAUGUUUGUAAUCGGACUAAUAAUAUGCCUUCCGAAAACAAAGGUGUUGUUCCGAUGUAUAGACAUAGUGGAAGCGGUUCGGGUGGGUAUGCAGCAUAUAUUUUCAGAUUUGCUGCAGAAAAAUUAUUCUCAAUAAACUUGGAUCUUAAUUUAUCAGAAGAUGAACAUGUACUAGUUCGUCAGCUACAAAAUCGAGACUUACAGGAAAUGUUGUUGUUUAAUACAAAAGAAGAUCGUAACUUGGCGGCAUCACUACUCUCAUCCCAUUCAAAUCGAAUUCCUUAUCGGCAUUUAGAAAUAAUAGAACCAAAAGCUCUGCUAGUAUUCGCAGUAGCUAAUGGAUUCCGUAAUAUUCAAACUAUUGUGCAGUAUUUACGGAAAAUACAUCAAGUUGCCAAGUUUGAACAGAAAAAGAUCAAACAAACAAAAUCAAUGUAUCCAUUCGAUUAUGUGGAAGUGAUGGCUUGUCCAAAUGGUUGUCUUAAUGGUGGCGGACAAAUAAAGGAAUUGUUGAAACAAACGAAUGAAGUCUAUGCAAAUCUUGCAGUUGCUGAACCGAUGUCUAACGAUUUAGUACAAAGCUUGUAUUCCUUCAUAAAAUCACGAGAUCCAGACAGAAAAAGUCUACAUACUACAUAUAGAACUGUUCCCAAGAUUGAAAUUGUCAAUCCCAGUGCUUUAAAAUGGUGAAUAACAACCUGAAUCAGAUAAUUUUAUUUUCCCAAUACAGUUAUACUUUCUUGGAAAGAGACGUUUUAAAAGAUAAUAUCUCUGAAAUACAAGGGAUAACUAUAGGGUCGUCACGCUUCCACUCAUUAUAGAAAGGAAAGUAGGUGCGGCAGUUCAAGG
Messenger RNA from Trichobilharzia szidati, 1984 nucleotides. The record is from the annotation of a GenBank genome assembly. Lineage: Eukaryota; Metazoa; Platyhelminthes; Trematoda; Strigeidida; Schistosomatidae.